CGUGAUAGGUAUUGAAUAAUAUUCUGAAUGUUUCCACCGAUGCGAAUGAUGCUGUUAGAAAUCCACUUACCUACCAUGGUAUACUUUUGCAGAACCGCGGCUGUACUUAUCCAGAAUAUCGCCAUCCACCGUCACGAGGAUGCCGAGCAACGUCAGAAGUGCUUGGAAUUCGUUCAUGACAGACUACUUUCUCGGAGUGACAGACUCUUGAAGUCGGUCGAACAACGAUAUUUUCUCGCAAUUGUUUCCACAUCGAACAUCACGAUUCUAAACUCGAUUCUUAACUUUUCAAAGUAAAGAGACGUUCCUUUUCUUAGAGAGUAAAAGGAUAAAACAGCGUUGAACUAAUUUUCUCGACAAGAUUUCGCUUCCUUCUUACGAUCUUAAUUGGAACAAGUGAUCGAUCGCGUUCGUUGAAUCAUUAAUUGUGGCAAUCCAAGAUAGUCCCGUUGCCGCUCGAGGAACAUUGACGUCGGCAUUACAAAGCAAUCCUUGAUCCUUUUAAGGAACUUGGAUCUUAAAAUGUUAAGUAAAUUCGGAAUGACGAACGACCCGGCCAGAUACAGAACGUAUCGGGCAAUUCGAAAUAAUUCGUACCAUGAAUCAUCGAUGAUAUUUAUAUCUUUAUACAGUUUUCUUCUAAAUUCAAGGAUCUUCUUAUGUUUCAGGAGACAAGAAUGAUGGGAAGAAGUAUCUUUAGCUUGUGUAACAUCGAUUUUAAUUAAUUGGAAAGUGAGGUGUAGGAAUGAAACACCCGGUAUAUUGGUCGCGCGUGCAGUUCCUCCUAUGGUUACACUCGAAUCGAUCCAAAUAUGGAUUCAAUCAGCCCGACUCGGUUCGAGACCGAUAGGACAAUUUUAGUUGACUUUUUGGCCCGCUUCGGGCCAAUUGAAACGAGCCGCCUUUACUUUCAUCCGUGUUUGGCAUUGCAGUUCCUGCCACGAUAAUUGUACCGCGUUUAAAUCUUGAUUUUCAAUUUCAUAUUACAUUCCUCGCUUUUCAAAUUCGACUGAUUUUUCCCGUUCAAAGAAAUCGAGUCUAAAGAAGUUCCCAGCCGUAUCCUCCUCGUUUUAUGGAAGAAACGUCAAAGAAAUAAAUCGCUGCGUCCCCGUUUAUCACUCGACGGUCUGCCUUCUAAACACGAAAACACCAACAUUACCGUUGACAGGCAAAAAUGUCAUCGGUACAUCAAAUUACAUCCUCGCUUUCAUCCUGUUCGCCACUCGAAGCCCAGGGUGGUCGCCGUGAUUUAUCGCAAACAAGAAGACUAUCCCGCAUCCCGUUUACGUAAUCCGGUGAACAGAGAAGCGUAAAACUCGCUCCAGUUUUACUCGCUCCUCUCUGUUCAACGAGUCGAUCUCCUUGGACCCUAUGGAAAGAGAUAAAAGGAUAACUCGUGGUGCACGUUGAAGGCUCAGGGGUGGUCCGUUUGCGCUCGUCAUCGCGGCUGUCGAUGACAACCAGUCAUUGGCCGAAGAAUAAUUAAGGUUGGAAGUUGAACGAUAGCAAGGAGAAGGCAUUCAAAUUGCAGGGAUCGACGGAAGCGAGAGACGAAGCUUUCCUGGCAUUUGGACUUGGGAUUAAUUCCGAUUUAUCACCGAUCACCGGUGAAGCAGUGACAGUAUAAAGGGCGGAAGCGUUUCGGUCCCAUCGAUCGACGCGUACAUAUUGCAAGGUGCAUUUCCGGUCCGGCAGCAACCAUGCGCUAUUCAUUGGUGCUUCAAGCGUUCAUCGUCGUUGUGCACGUCGUACCCGAAGCUCGGCUUCAUCGGCCAUCGAACGUCAGGGGUAUAUACACCCUUGAGAAACAUGUCCACGAUCACGAGAUCGUGAUACCUCGAAAAGUGACCCACCUGGGUGAACUUAUCUCGCACAACGUGACCCACCACCAUCACGAGGAUGGACCAGUGGUCCACUAUCGAUUGUCGGUCGGUGGUAACGAGUACCACAUCGAGCUGACCGGGGUGGAAAACUUUAUCGGGCCUGGUAUGGUCGUUGAAAGGCGAAAAAGAGGGAUACAUGUGCGAAGUCGGCCAAAAAAUCGUUCGAGCAAGUGCCAUUAUCGGGGCUUCAUUCAGGGACACACGAAUUCCCAAGUUGCUUUGUCCGCCUGCGAUGGUCUGGCGGGUAUGCUGCGCGGAGAGCACGGCGAGUUCUGGUUGGAACCAGUCGCAGUGUCCCCGGAAGAAGAAGGAGUGAGAGUCGAGGAAUGGCUGGAGGAAGACGCCGGCGCCGGGGGUCGUUCUUUGGACGAUCUGCACCGGAACUCGUUGGCCGGUAGGCCGCAUCUCGUGUUCCGUAGGUCUGUCGAGCAGCCGCAGCUCGAAAUCGGCGCCGCAGGCCGUACCAGACGCCGACGUAAAAAGAAGAGAAAACUCGAGAGAAACUGUGGCACUCGCGAACCGAGGCGAUUAACGGAAACGAGGCUCGAAUGGCAAACGCAGCCGGGUCUCGUUCAGGUUCAAGGGCGAGGACGAAGAAAACAGCAUCAAACGAAACGAUGGCAGCGUUCCAGGAGAUCGAUCAGUCGACCUCGUCACGUGGAGGCUCUGGUUGUCGCUGACACGACGAUGAUGGCUUUCCAUCAGGACGGAGACGUGGAGACGUAUCUGCUGACCAUCAUGAACAUGGUGUCAUCGCUCUACCUGGAUCCUACCAUCGGUAAUUUCAUCAACGUCGUCGUGGUCAGGAUUAUUCUCGUCGAAGAGGAUGAGGCAGAACGUGGCCAUUUACAUUCGGCAAGCCGAGGAACGGUCCAAGCUAACGUUUCUUUUCAGCAAGGGCUGGACAUCACGGUGAACGCGGACAGGACGUUGUACAAUUUCUGCAAAUGGCAGCAAAAGUUGAAUCCAGCGGACGAUUCGCAUCCGAAUCACCAUGACGUGGCGAUUUUGGUGACGAGAGAGGAUAUCUGUUCGAGAGCUAACACACCGUGCAGCACACUGGGGGUAGCCCACGUAGCCGGUAUGUGCCAACCGGAUCGUAGUUGUAGCGUCAAUGAAGACAAUGGGAUCACGUUGGCGCACACGAUCACUCACGAAUUAGGACACAACUUCGGGAUGUACCACGACACGGAGAAAAUCGGUUGCAGCAAACGGGACGGCGACACGUUGCACGUGAUGACGCCGACCUUUGAGGUGGACACCAUAGGGGUUGCCUGGUCCAGAUGCUCCAGGAGGGACAUUACAAAUUUCUUGGACCAAGGAAAGGGCGUGUGUUUGGAAGACGAGCCGGCAGACAACGAUUACGCGUAUCCUGAUUUACCACCCGGCGCGAUGUACAACGCGGAGCACCAGUGCAGACUUCAAUUUGGAGUCCGGGAGGCUUCCGUUUGCUCUCCGUUGCAGGAGAUCUGCUCAAAAUUAUGGUGUAUCGUCGACGGUACUUGCACCACCAUGCUUCAUCCGGCUGCUCCGGGGACGCACUGUGGAAAACACAUGUGGUGCCAAAAUCAAGAAUGCGUGCCGAUCGUGGACAGGCCACGGCAAAUCGAUGGUGGUUGGGGUGAAUGGGGUUCGUGGAGCGAAUGUUCGAGGAGCUGCGGCGCGGGUGUCUCCAUCGUGGAACGGAAAUGCGACCAUCCGGAACCAGCCCACGGGGGUAAGUUCUGCAUCGGCGAGAGACGACGGUACAAGAUUUGCAACACCCAACCGUGCCCCGAGGGCACGCCCAGCUUCAGAGCGAUCCAGUGCAGCAAUUACGAUGGCAAGGAGUACAAAGGGAAAAAUUACACUUGGUUACCCUAUUUUGAUCAAACGGAACCUUGCGAAUUAUACUGCACCGACACAGAGGAGAGCGUGAUCGUGCCAUGGGGUGAAGCUGCCCUCGACGGGACACCCUGCAACGUCGGUACCAGAGACAUGUGCAUCGCUGGAAUCUGUCGGAAAGUCGGCUGCGAUUGGACCGUCGAUUCCGACGCCACAGAAGACCGUUGCGGCAUUUGUCACGGUGACGGGACGCAGUGCGAGACAACAGGAGGAAUUUACGACAAGAACGAUGGUCCCGGUUACAAGGAGGUUGUAGUCGUACCUUCUGGCUCGAGAAACAUCAAAAUCGAAGAGAUCGGCAACAGCAAGAAUUACAUCGGCAUUGGGGUACCGAACUCUGACAAGUAUUUCCUCAAUGGAAAACGGCAGAUCACCUUAGCAGGGGAGUAUGAAGUUGCUGGUACUCCAGCUCUCUACGAACGAGAUCGAGAUAGGGAAAAAGUUCGAAUCCCUGGACCUAUUCGAGAGGACAUCGCUGUAUACUUGAUUUCCAGAGGGCACUAUCGUAAUUUCGGGCUGCGGUACGAGUACACUGUACCGAAGAAAGAACCCGAUCGAGCACCAGAGUACUCUUGGUUAUUUUCCGACUGGUCACUGUGCACGGCCACUUGCGGUGGCGGUACGCAAACCUCGAAAGCGGUCUGCAACGAAAAGAAGAGCGGAAUUGUCGAGGACCAGUUUUGCGAUGGUAUCGAGAAGCCGGAAUCGAUUUUGCGGGAAUGCAAUCUGAAUCCCUGCCCUGCCAGGUGGUGGAUCGGUCCGUGGCAAAUGUGUCCGGUAACGUGCGGAGAAGGUGCGCUUCGAAAACGUUCAGUGAUGUGCGUCUCUUCGGGGAUGGGUCCUAAUCGAUCCGACUUAGCCUUGCCCGACAGAGAUUGCAAUAGGGAUGUGAGACCCGAAGAAGUCAGUCCUUGUCCGAACUUACCACCUUGUAGCUCCACCGAACCACCUUUGAUCGUGUACGCUGACAACAAGGACGCCUCAUUCUACAAUGUAAGCUCGAACGAUCAGGACGGUAUCACGAUCGUCGACGGAUUAACCACGGAGGAACCGGAAAUCCUCGAGUUUGAUAACGUGGUCGACGAGAACCCGGACAAUUCCAGGUAUAAUACCAAGUCGAAGUGGAUCGUUUCAAAAUGGAGCCACUGCACCAAUGGAAAGAGGAGCAGGAAAGUUAGCUGUUCGGUUCAAGGAUACUGUAGUCUCGAGAACAAACCCGUCAGCGUUGAACUUUGUCAGGGUGGUAGAUGGGUGACUGGAAGAUGGGGUUCCUGCAAUGCAACCUGUCUCGUAAGGAUCGGUAUUAAACGGAGGGAAGUCGAAUGUCGCGAUCGUAUAACGGAAUUGCUGUCCAACGAUUGCAACCCUGAGAGGAGACCAAUCGACACAAGACGUUGUUAUCAUAGGCGGCAAUGCACGAACGACAAAUCCGAAUGCAAGGACACCAUAGUACCAGCCUCGAUGUGUGCAACCUAUAAACGAAUGUGCAAUGUUUCAUUAAUCGUACAAGAGAAAUGUUGCGCCACGUGUUUCAAGAAACGAAGACACGGUCGUCACAAUAAAAGGCAUAUUCUUGACGAUUGAUCAGUCUAGAAGUGCAAAGUAUUAAAAUAGAAAUAGUCAUGAUUCGUAUAGAUGAUUCUCUGCAUUACAUUCGAUGAACACUCACGAGGGAACCCCAGACUUAAUUAACUAAGAACUCGGAAACUUAAUGCCAUGACUAUUAUUUUUUUAGCACUUUAUAAUAUCAACGAAUUUUGAGUCAAUCGUGAGAACGCUUCCCGUGAAACAGGGUCCGUCCUAGUUCCGUACUUGUUUCGAGAACAAGUUCGUUGAACAAUAAUACAAAGUACUCGUGAUACUGUGAAAUUUUUAACAAACUCAGAAGGAACUGCAAAAAGAAAAAAAUAAGAAAACGAUAAAGCAAAUAAAUGAAAAUACAUUUAAACAUUCCAAUUAAAACGAUAUUACGUUUGUGAUUCUAAACGAUACGCUAUAAAUUGUAGUUGUUCUUAGAAACUUUUUUUAAAUUUUGUUGAGUACAGGCAGUAUGUAACUUAGUUGUAUUAAUAUUGUAGAUAAAUCUAAGACAAGCGUUUUGUAAUUUUUAUAGUUCUAGUAAUUUAACGGUGCAAAUAAAAGAAUUAAUAAACA
Molecule: messenger RNA, 5921 nt
Organism: Osmia bicornis bicornis
Lineage: Eukaryota; Metazoa; Arthropoda; Insecta; Hymenoptera; Megachilidae
Product: A disintegrin and metalloproteinase with thrombospondin motifs 7-like
Exons: 18
Coding region: 1701-5351 (1216 amino acids)
Biological process (GO): proteolysis; extracellular matrix organization
Cellular component (GO): extracellular matrix
Molecular function (GO): metalloendopeptidase activity
Source: RefSeq, a predicted model, not a curated record